CUAAAAUAACAUUUCAAAAAAUUACUUAUGCAAAGUAAGUACAGACUACAGUACUGUACAUCACAGCUAUCACUACACGCGAAAGUGGCUUAGUUACUGACACUGUGCGAACCAAAACCCAAACCCUAAUUCAGGGUUUAACUAACCAUCUCCAAAAUCAUCAUUCCCAAAUCAACCAACAAUGAGUUUCGCCGCAUACAAGAUGAUGCAAUGGCCAACCGGCGUAGACAAUUGCGCCUCCGGUUAUCUCACUCACUCCCGUUCCGAUUUCACACCUCGUAUUCCAUCUCUUCAACCCGACGACGAUCUUGACUCCGAUUGGGUCUCACAACCUCCUGACCUUGCUCCUGUUCCCAAUCUCGUCAUUACUGCUGCUAAUAUUCUUGAAGUUUACAUUGUUCGUCUUCAACAUGAUCCUCCUAAGUCUUCUUCUUCUGAUUCUCGUGUUCUCGAUGGGAUUGCCGGUGCUUCGCUUGAACUCGUUUGUCAUUACAGGUUGCAUGGUAAUGUUGAAAGCGUGGCUGUGUUGAGUGUUGGGGGUGGUGAUGCUUCUAGGAGGCGAGAUUCUAUCAUCUUAACUUUUAAAGAUGCAAAGAUUUCAGUUCUAGAGUAUGAUGAUUCUAUCCACGGACUUCGUACCAGUUCUUUGCAUUGUUUUGAGGGUCCAGAAUGGCUUCAUUUGAAAAGAGGUAGAGAACAAUUUGCUAUAGGUCCGGUGGCAAAGGUUGAUCCUCAAGGAAGGUGUGGUGGAGUUCUUGUCUAUGAUUUGCAAAUGAUAAUAUUAAAGACUACUCAGGCUGGUUCUGGUUUAGUUGGGGAGGAUGAUGUGUCAGGUUCUGGAGGUUCAGUUGCUGCUCGUAUCGACUCAUCUUAUAUGAUAAAUUUGCGUGACUUGGAUAUGAGGCAUGUAAAAGAUUUCACAUUUGUUCAUGGCUAUAUCGAACCUGUCAUGGUCAUCUUACAUGAACGUGAGCUUACUUGGGCUGGGCGUGUCUCAUGGAAAAAUCAUACUUGCACGAUAUCAGCACUUAGCAUAAGCACAACUUUGAAGCAGCAUCCACUUAUUUGGUCAGCUGUUAAUCUCCCCCACGAUGCCUACAAGCUUCUUGCAGUGCCCUCGCCAAUUGGUGGUGUUCUUGUCAUUGGUGCGAACACUAUUCAUUAUCACAGUCAGUCUGCUUCAUGUGCAUUGGCCUUGAACAGCUAUGCUGUUUCGCUUGAUAAUAGUCAGGAGAUGCCAAGAUCAAGUUUCAAUGUGGAACUUGAUGCUGCCAAUGCAACUUGGUUAGUGAAUGAUGUAGCCUUGCUGUCAACAAAAACCGGUGAACUGCUAUUGCUUACUCUUAUUUAUGAUGGAAGGGUUGUACAGAGACUUGAUCUUUCCAAGUCAAAAGCUUCAGUUCUAUCAUCUGGUAUUACGACAAUUGGAAAUUCUAUGUUUUUUCUCGCUAGUCGAUUAGGAGACAGUAUGCUGGUGCAAUUUUCAUGUGGAUCGGGUGUUUCAAUGUCGUCGUCCAAUCUAAAAGAAGAGGUUGGUGAUUAUGACGUAGAUGCUCCUUCAGCAAAGAGAUUGCGGAGGUCACCUUCUGAUGCUUUGCAAGAUAUGGUUAGUGGUGAGGAGCUCUCCUUGUAUGGAUCUGCUCCAAAUAGAACAGAAUCAGCACAGAAAUCUUUCUCGUUUGCAGUGAGGGAUUCAUUGAUAAAUGUUGGUCCUUUGAAAGAUUUUUCGUAUGGUUUAAGAAUAAAUGCUGAUGCAAAUGCUACAGGGAUAGCCAAACAAAGUAACUAUGAAUUGGUGUGUUGUUCUGGUCAUGGAAAGAAUGGUUCUCUGUGUGUUCUUCGGCAAUCCAUUCGUCCGGAAGUGAUUACUGAGGUUGAACUUCCUGGUUGCAAAGGAAUUUGGACUGUUUAUCAUAAGAGCACACGCUCAGUUAAUGCUGACUCAUCUAAGCUGGCUGAUGAUGAAGAUGAAUAUCAUGCGUACCUUAUUAUAAGUUUGGAGUCACGUACUAUGGUACUAGAAACAGCUGAUCUUCUGAGUGAAGUUACCGAAAGUGUUGACUAUUAUAUUCAAGGAAAAACACUUGCUGCAGGGAAUUUAUUUGGAAGACGUCGAGUUAUUCAAGUCUACGAACGUGGUGCUCGAAUUCUGGAUGGUUCUUUUAUGACCCAAGAUGUAAGCUUUGGAACUUCUAACUCUGAAUCUAGUUACGGAUCUGAGAGUGCUUUGGCACUAUCUGUUUCUAUAGCUGAUCCAUAUGUCUUGCUCAGAAUGAGUGAUGGAAGUGUUCGACUUUUGGUUGGAGAUCCUAGCACCUGCACCAUUUCUGUCACUUCUCCAGCUUCAUUUGAGGGAUCAAAGGGAUCGGUUUCAUCAUGUACACUCUACCAUGAUAAAGGACCUGAACCAUGGCUAAGGAAGACAAGUACUGAUGCAUGGCUUUCUACCGGGGUUGGUGAGGCCAUUGAUGGCACUGAUGGUGCGGUUCAGGACCAUGGGGAUGUUUAUUGUGUUGUAUGUUACGAAAAUGGCAACCUUGAAAUAUUUGAUGUACCCAAUUUCAGCUGUGUUUUUUCCGUGGAAAAUUUUCUGUCUGGAAAGAGCCACCUUGUUGAUGCUCUGACAAAAGAGGUGCCAAAAGAUUCUCAAAAGGGGGAUAAGGUUUCUGAUGGAGUGGUCAGCCAAGGCAGGAAGGAUGCCCUGAAUAUGAAGGUUGUGGAGUUGGCCAUGCAGAGAUGGUCGGGAAAGCAUAGCCGUCCAUUUCUUUUUGGGAUUUUGAGUGAUGGAACAACUCUUUGUUACCAUGCUUACCUUUAUGAAAAUCCAGACGGCACUUCUAAGGUUGAGGAUUCAAUAUCAGCUGGUGGGCCUAUUGGCCUUAGCAAUACUAGUGUUUCUAGGCUUAGAAAUUUGAGAUUUGUUCGUGUGCCCUUGGAUGUACAUGCCAGGGAAGAGACAUCAAAUGCAUCACCUUGUCAACAAAUUAAUAUUUUCAAGAAUAUUGGUAGUCAUGAAGGAUUCUUCCUAUUGGGGUCAAGACCGGCUUGGGUAAUGGUGUUGAGAGAACGGCUUCGUGUUCAUCCACAGCUAUGUGACGGGUCUAUUGUUGCUUUCACCGUCCUUCACAAUGUAAACUGCAAUCACGGCCUCAUAUAUGUUACAUCACAGGGUGUUUUAAAGAUAUGCCAACUGCCUUCUGGCUCAAACUAUGAUUGCUACUGGCCUGUACAGAAAGUUCCUCUUAAAGCUACUCCACAUCAAGUAACUUACUAUGCAGAGAAGAAUUUGUAUCCGAUUAUUGUUUCAUUUCCUGUUCCUAAACCACUAAAUCAAGUCAUUACUUUAGUUGACCCAGAUGCUAACAAUCUAACUGAGAAUCAGAAUUUGAAUUCUGAUGAGCAAAACCGCUUUUAUAGCAUUGAAGAAUUUGAGGUCCGUAUUAUGGAGCCAGAGAAGUCUGGCGGCCCUUGGCAAACAAAGGCAACAAUACCCAUGCAAAGUUCUGAAAAUGCUCUCACUGUUAGGAUGGUUACACUGAUGAAUACAUCGUCAAAAGAAAACGAAACACUUUUAGCCGUUGGUACUGCUUACGUGCAAGGAGAAGAUGUUGCUGCAAGAGGGCGUAUACUCUUGUUCUCUUUGGGGAGGAAUACUGAUAAUCCACAAGAUCUGGUUUCAGAGGUGUACUCAAAGGAAUUAAAAGGUGCUAUAUCUGCCAUGGCCUCACUUCAGGGUCAUCUAUUAAUUGCAUCUGGUCCAAAAAUUAUCCUUCAUAAGUGGACCGGCACUGAGUUGAAUGGUGUUGCAUUUUUUGAUGUGCCACCACUGCAUGUUGUGAGCUUAAAUAUUGUAAAGAACUUCAUCCUUAUUGGCGACAUCCAUAAAAGCAUAUAUUUUCUUAGUUGGAAAGAGCAGGGUUCUCAACUUAGUUUGUUAGCCAAGGAUUUUGGUUCUCUUGAUUGUUUUGCUACAGAAUUUUUGAUUGAUGGAAGUACUCUGAGUCUCAUGGUUUCAGAUGAUCAAAAAAAUAUCCAGAUUUUUUACUAUGCACCAAAGAUGUCUGAGAGUUGGAAAGGACAGAAGCUUCUUUCAAGAGCUGAAUUUCAUGUCGGGGCACAUGUGACUAAAUUCUUAAGGCUGCAGAUGUUAUCUACUUCUGGUCCAGGCUCAGAUAAAACCAAUCGUUUUGCCUUGUUAUUUGGUACAUUGGAUGGUAGUAUUGGUUGCAUUGCUCCUCUUGAUGAAAUCACAUUCCGUAGACUGCAGUCUUUACAGAAAAAGCUCGUUGAUGCCGUUCCCCAUGUUGCUGGCCUAAAUCCAAGAGCUUUCAGAUUGUUCCAUUCAAAUGGAAAGGCCCAUCGACCAGGUCCCGACAGUAUAGUUGACUGUGAGCUGCUAUGCCAUUAUGAAAUGCUUCAAUUGGAGGAACAGCUUGAAAUUGCUCACCAGGUUGGAACAACUCGAUCACAAAUUCUCUCAAAUCUAAAUGAUCUGUCUCUUGGAACAAGCUUCUUGUGAGCACGGUCGUCAAUUGUAAAUUGAGAAACAAUGCUGCGUAUGUUCUUGGCAGAGUUAUUUAUUUUGGUGAAGUUGCACUUAUUUUAAAUUGCUUCAACAUGUUUGAAAGCUUGGGUAAGUCAUUAAACCAUAGUCGCACUAUCCUACCGUCCUUGAAGCAGUUGAUACAGGCAAGCCUUUGGACGGGGAUAUCCAAAAAUUGACUCCAAUCGUAUGUUCCAUAUCUGUAUAUCAAAGUUUAAAUUGUAUUAUCCUUCAUCCUGGAGCAAUGAAGUUAUUAUUUUCUCGGCUUGGUUCCGAAGGGAUGAGUGUGUCAAAUUCCCAAAUGGGAUGUAAUGUAACAUUAAUUUUGUUAAUUUGUUAACCUAGAGAAACAAUUUGGAAAACUGAACUAUUAGAAUGUAGGUUCUUUUCUGAAUGUCAGCAUUAAGAAUUCUUUGUAACAUUAUGUGUAAUUAAUCUUUUUUCUCCGCAUAGUUUACAAAUGAAUGACAUUGUAAUUUAACUUCCAUA
This is a messenger RNA of Trifolium pratense (red clover), 5032 nucleotides long. Its product is annotated as cleavage and polyadenylation specificity factor subunit 1. The transcript is spliced from 26 exons. Gene Ontology annotation, molecular function: nucleic acid binding; protein binding. Bases 182 to 4519 code for a protein of 1445 amino acids. Lineage: Eukaryota; Viridiplantae; Streptophyta; Magnoliopsida; Fabales; Fabaceae. Gene Ontology annotation, cellular component: nucleus. The record is from RefSeq and is a predicted model, not a curated record.